GGUGCACGCUGCUGAAGUUUUCAACCUGUUACGAGAACGCGCGGGAGGAAACCGCGAGGUCUGAGAACGGUGUCGUUUUAAAACCAUUCUUCGUGGUAACCGGUUGCUGACCGAAUGGCGUCUGAAGAUAUCGCCCAGCUGACAGAGGCGCUGGCCAAAACGCAUGUGGGUGAUGGAGAAUUGAGCUACAAGGGACAAGGCCUUAAAUUAGAUAAUGCCCAAUCCGUUGCUGAAAUAGCGCAUGCCAUAGAGGAGUUCCAAGGGCUACGAGCUCUGAGGCUUGAAGGAAACACCAUUGGGGUUGAGGCAGCAGAAUCUAUUGCUAAGGCUCUGGAAAAUAAAAGUGAAUUGCAGAGAUGUAGCUGGAGUGACAUGUUCACAGGGCGCCUUCGGUCUGAAAUCCCUGCUGCCCUGAAAUCACUGGGCAGUGCCCUGAUAAAAUCAGGAGCCAGACUCACUGAACUGGACCUGAGUGACAAUGCCUUUGGGCCAGACGGAGUGAAGGGCAUAGAGACCCUUCUAAAAAGUCCAGCCUGUUACACCCUUCGCGAACUGAAACUCAACAACUGUGGCAUGGGUAUCGGAGGAGGCAAGAUCUUAGCAGGUGCACUGAUUGAGUGUCAUAAGCAGUCCAGUGCCGCUGGUACUCCCCUGAGGCUGAAGGUGUUCAUAGCAGGCAGGAACCGCUUGGAGAAUGAAGGCGCCACUGCACUUGCUAAGGCCUUCCAGUUGAUGAGGAGUCUUGAGGAAGUCCAUAUGCCUCAAAAUGGGAUCAACCACCAAGGUGUAACAGCUUUGGCUGGAGCCAUGCAACACAACCCUGAUCUACGAGUGCUGAACCUCAAUGACAACACCUUCACCAAGAGAGGGGCACUGCCAAUGGCACAGGCCCUCAGGCACCUUCGCAACGUCCAAGUCAUAAACUUUGGGGACUGCUUGGUGCGGUCAGAAGGAGCCAUCGCCAUCGCUGCUGCGCUGAGGGAAGGACUGCCCAUUCUGAAGGAACUGAACCUGUCCUUUGGUGAGCUGUCAGAGGCUGCGGCGCUAGUGGUAGCCAGAUGUGUGAAAGACAAACCCCAGCUGGAGAAGUUGGAUUUAAAUGGUAACUGCUUUGGUGAAGAAGGCUGUGAGGCAGUAAGAGAAGCUUUGGAGAGCAUGAACAUGGCAGACAUGUUGGGCUCACUCAGUGAUGAUGAGGGUGAGCCAGAUGAAGACGACGAUGAAGAUGAUGAAGAAAUAGAGGAACAGAGUGAUGAUGAGGAGGAGCAGGAGGAGAAUGGUCUGGACGAAUCACAAGGUAGCAGUGAUGGCGACGGCAGCCCCGUGAAGCCAUCAGACCGGGUGUCCCCCGCCUUUAGUCCAGACCUCCAGGCCUUCCUUACCUCACCCACAGCAGAGAAGCUUCUGGAUCUUGGGGCCAAAAGAACCCUUCUCAUUGAGCAGCAGGUGGAUUACUCCGAUUCUAGCAAGAUUACAGAUGCUUUUCUGAAGAUCUCCUCUGUGUAUGAAGAGGAGCCUGAAGUGAAGAAAGCUGUGUUGGACACUACAGAUGCCCUUUUGAAGAAAGCUCUGUGUGGCUCAUGCUUCCAGUCCUACAGUUUCCUCUCUUCCCUUCUGGUGACGCUGGGGCUGCUGAAGGGCGAGGGCAAGGUUCAGAAGGCGUGCGUGAUGCCUGGUCACCUGCUGGCUCUGACUCAUUCUGUGGAGCAGGAGUACUUCCCUCGGGACCACGCAGAUGUGCUGCAGACCUUUGUUUCAAAAUAUGGUGAGGCCUUAAGCAACUGCAGCAGUGGCCGAGACGCACUCCAGGCAGCACUGGACAGAAGGACGGCUUCUUAAAAGAGCACGGAGAGCAGAGGAGUCUGGCAGCCAUUGGACUGCAGGUCUCCACAAAGGCUGCUUAAAUGCAACAAAUAAGACAUUUGAGAGUUCUUUGAGAUUCCCUGUGGUUUAUUUUUUUUAAUGUAGCAUUUGAAUUGUAUAGUGAUGAGUUUAGUAAGACCUGUUUUUUUUUACGCACCCGAGCUGAAACCCUCCCAUGCCCUGUGAAUAACAGACGUGACAACCACUCAUACAUUCAUGCUAUAAGGACAUAUGCCUUCACAUUUUGUAUCACAACUCUCUGCUUCAUCUCAGUGUCCUUUGUAGCAAACCUUAAAUACAGGUCACUUUGAGGAUCGUCCAUCUGUCAUUUCAGAAAAGAUCGGACGAUAAGAGACUGAAAAGUGCCUCAUUUAUACAGAAACUGUAGAUCAGGUUGUGGGAUGGUUUGGGUUUAAUCAACAAUGCAGGUCAUUUUUUUUUUUUUUUACAUUUUAAUGUAUAUUUUUAUAAUGAAAGGGAAAAAUAUUAAAAAGUGGAGCAAUAGACUUAAGGUGAACAGGGAAGACCUAACAAAGGUGACUACUAACCAUUUUGCAUUUUUCUAUUGUGCAGCACUGUCAUUUACACAUUCCAGUUUGCCUUUUUCUCAACAUUUGUCUUCAAAAUAAUUAUGUGUGUGUACAUAUGCAUUUUGGAAAGCAUUUGACAAUAUCAAAAUAUGUACUCAGGUGACUGAAGUAGGGAGAGGAAUUAAACAAGGUGGCUGCUACAUACCUUUGUAGAAUAUAACCUAACUUACAAGAAGGAUCAAGUAGAAGAGGUACUUUUGUCUUGUGCACAUUAUCAAGCUAUUACAAUAUUACAUUUGUAUUGACACAUGGUGAAUGUGUGGUUUAUAUUUGUUGUUUUUGACAUGCUAAGUACCACUCAAUUAAAUGGAUACAAGUGAGUUUA
Alosa sapidissima (American shad) is the source of this 2778-nucleotide messenger RNA. It is a transcript of the gene rangap1b, whose product is annotated as Ran GTPase activating protein 1b. Gene Ontology annotation, cellular component: nucleus; perinuclear region of cytoplasm; cytosol. Gene Ontology annotation, molecular function: small GTPase binding; GTPase activator activity. Gene Ontology annotation, biological process: signal transduction; activation of GTPase activity; nucleocytoplasmic transport. Lineage: Eukaryota; Metazoa; Chordata; Actinopteri; Clupeiformes; Clupeidae. The coding region runs from base 115 to 1839 and encodes 574 amino acids. The transcript has 16 exons. The record is from RefSeq and is a predicted model, not a curated record.